AAACGGCUUUAGAUAUUUGUUCGUCUCAAAUUAUUUCAAUAAGCUAAAAUGACAAUGAGCCGAUGGUUAGAUGUAGAAGUUGGAACAGACGACAUUCAUCUUAAUUCUUUGCCCUCAAAUUUAGCGUUGGUUGAUCUUCACAACGACAAUGAAUAUAAGCUACUCGUUGGUGAUUUCGGCCGAGGUGAGGAAAUGCCUAAACUUAAGAUAUUUAGAGGGACAAUGCAGAUGUCAGAUUUAGUGCUCCCUGACCUACCUCUUGGCGUGGUUGGCUUCUACACAAGUGAGACAAUGCCUCGUCAAUGUCCUGUCAUAGCAAUAGCAAUGAGUUCAUGUGUUUACAUAUACCGGAACAUGAAACUGUUUUACAAAUACUAUCUACCUUCAGUGGAACAUAAUACUUGUGAACUAGAGAUAUGGAAGCAGUUAAUGGAUCCAAUAAAUCAUAAUGAAGAGUCUCUUAGAGGUCUAACAGCAAGUCUGCAAGCUAUACCACAGAAAGUUUUAAGCAAUCAAUCGCAAAACUUUUUGAAUCUCGAUUUUGAACAAAGAAUAGAGUAUCUAGAACAAUUGAAGGUGUUGCCAGAUCGGAAAAAUGUAGAAAUAGUUUGUAUUACAACUAUGAAAAUUAAUUCCGUAAACAAACAUGGUGUCAGUUGUCUGGUUGUAGGAAGUGAAGAGGGAGAUAUUAUUAUUUUGGAUCCAACUACUUUCACACCCAUGUCUCUGGCAAAAUUAAGUGCGGUGAAGAAAACACCAUACCAAAUGGUUGCAACAGGACUUUACAAUGUUGACUACAGAGUGACUGUGGCCACCAGAGAAAAGUCAGUUUGUCUUUUAAAAAGAGAUUGGAAGGAAGGUCAAUUGUUGUUCAACACUGAUGAACAUAUAGUAGCUAUUGAAGUGUCGCCCAUAGAUAACAAUGUAUAUGUUAUAUGUUGUGAUAAUACAUUGUCAUGUUAUAGCAAAAAGGGUAAAAAACAAUGGUCGUUAACUCUAGAACAUAGACCAGUAGCUUUAACUUUGGUUCCUAUAAUGCAUUUAGGUACAACUCUGAUAGCAGUCGCGCUUGCGUCAGGACAUCUGCAUCUGUAUGAUGGAAAAUCUCGCAGAGAUACUAUGUUCAUAAAAGAUGUAGUGUCUGUUAUGAAAUUUGGACAGCUCGGUAAAGAGGAAAAUGUUUUCGUAAUUAUUACAACUAAUGGCAAUCUUAUGUUGAAGAUAUUAAAGCGUACGGCAGAUUUUAACGCAGAUGCUGCGAGUGCGGAUGUCAUACCCGAUCCUUUGAGUUCAGAAAAACCUUGGCUCAUACCUAAAAGGUCGAAAUUAUUCCUCGAACAGUCUGCCAGAGAACGAGAGAAUUCUAUUGCAAUGCAUGAAACUUUCCAACACGAACUGAACAGAUUGCGGCUGUUGGCCGCAAAGACUCUUUUAGAAGUACAUGUGAAGUCUGACAAUUCUAUUGCUGUGGGGGCUCUAGAACCUAUACGACUUACUGCUGAGGUGGAAGGUCUAGGUCCAGUGUUCCGUGUGACUAUCAUUAUAGAGAACAGGUCGAGUACAAGUGCGGCAGCAGGACUGGCUCUUCUAUUUCAUGUCCACACAAACAACUACAAGGUCUAUAAGCCUUAUUUGAAGGUUCCCCUCCUCGGUCCUAAUAGUCAACUCCGUCUUCCGACGAAAGUAGAAGAGAUAUUUGAUGAGAACAUAAACCCUGAGAUAUUCCUGAGGGGUGUGACAGGACAGGGCGGGGAGGGGUCACUGGUUAAGAUCCUGCUGCUCAAAGAAGGGCAGAGGUCACCGGUACUCGCGGCCACCGUGCAAAUGCCCCCCACUGACCCCAUGAUGAUACCUUACGAUGACAUGCAAACUGCCACCGCUUUCCAAUAAUAAAACUAG
This is a messenger RNA of Papilio machaon (common yellow swallowtail), 1899 nucleotides long. RefSeq names its product Bardet-Biedl syndrome 1 protein (gene BBS1). Gene Ontology annotation, molecular function: patched binding; smoothened binding. Gene Ontology annotation, biological process: non-motile cilium assembly; protein localization to cilium. The transcript is spliced from 11 exons. The record is from RefSeq and is a predicted model, not a curated record. The coding region runs from base 49 to 1890 and encodes 613 amino acids. Gene Ontology annotation, cellular component: centrosome; BBSome; axoneme. Lineage: Eukaryota; Metazoa; Arthropoda; Insecta; Lepidoptera; Papilionidae.